This is a messenger RNA of Plectropomus leopardus (leopard coralgrouper), 354 nucleotides long. NCBI's taxonomy places the organism in Eukaryota, Metazoa, Chordata, Actinopteri, Perciformes, Serranidae. The record is from RefSeq and is a predicted model, not a curated record.
UGUAACUUCAGGUCGUCGUUCUACUCCGACAUCUGGUCUCACUUCCAUCAGGUUCACUCCGACACCAAAUACCUGCUGUGUCAGUACUGUCUGAGAGUGAUGCACAACAACAGCUGCUACCAGCAGCACUUCACCCGACACCAGAGGAAGCACGUGUUUGGCUGUGACAAGUGUCGCCUCCACUUCCUGUACAUCAGAGAGCGUAUUGAACACAAGAUGUACCACGGGACCCACAUCAGACCUCCCCAGCUCAUCGGACUCAAACCUGGAACGAAGGUGACUGUGAGGACGUACUCUGUCGUCCCGGGAUCCGAGAAAGAAGACGAGCGGACGAAACCAGUCGCUCUGUGCAAG